AUGGCUGCUCCCGCUAGCAAGUUCAAGGUCGCAGACCUCUCUCUUGCCGCCUUUGGCCGCAAAGAGAUCGAGCUCGCGGAGAACGAGAUGCCCGGUCUGAUGGCUAUCCGAAAGAAGUAUGCCGCCGACCAACCUCUCGCCGGUGCCCGCAUCGCCGGUUGUCUACAUAUGACCAUCCAGACCGCCGUCCUGAUCGAGACCUUAACGUCUCUCGGUGCCGAGGUUACCUGGACAUCUUGCAACAUCUUCUCCACACAGGACCACGCCGCCGCCGCCAUCGCUGCUGCCGGUGUCCCCGUCUUCGCCUGGAAGGGUGAGACCGAGGAGGAGUACAACUGGUGCUUGGAACAGCAGCUCACAGCUUUCAAGGACGGCAAGAAGCUUAACCUAAUCCUAGACGACGGUGGUGACUUGACUCACCUCGUCCACGACAAGUACCCCGACAUGCUGAAGGACUGCUUCGGUGUUUCAGAGGAGACUACCACUGGUGUCCACCACUUAUACCGAAUGCUAAAGAACAACACCCUCCUCGUCCCCGCCAUCAACGUCAACGACAGCGUCACCAAGAGCAAGUUUGACAACCUCUACGGCUGCCGCGAGUCUCUGAUCGACGGUAUCAAGCGCGCCACAGAUGUCAUGAUUGCCGGUAAGAUUGCUGUCGUUGCUGGUUUCGGUGACGUCGGCAAGGGUUGUGCCAUGGCUCUUCACGGAAUGGGUGCCCGCGUCCUCGUUACCGAAGUCGACCCCAUCAACGCCCUCCAGGCUGCCAUGGCCGGCUUCCAGGUUACCACCAUGGAGAAGGCUGCUCCCAUCGGACAGAUCUUUGUCACCACUACCGGCUGCCGAGAUAUCCUUGUCGGAUCUCACUUCGAGGCCAUGCCCAACGACGCAAUUGUUUGCAACAUUGGCCACUUCGAUAUUGAGAUCGACGUCGCCUGGUUGAAGAAGAACGCGAAGAGCGUCCAGAACAUCAAGCCUCAGGUAGACCGUUUCGUCAUGGCCAGCGGCCGACACAUCAUCCUCUUAGCUGAGGGCCGAUUGGUCAACCUCGGCUGUGCCACCGGUCACUCCUCCUUCGUCAUGUCUUGCUCCUUCAGCAACCAGGUUCUAGCGCAGAUCAUGCUGUUCAAGGCUCAAGACAAGGCUUUCGGCCAGAAGUACGCCGCUUUCGCCAAGACGGAGAAGCUUCCCGUCGGCGUCUACGUGCUGCCCAAGGUCCUAGACGAGGAGGUCGCCAGACUUCAUCUUAGCCACGUCAACGCCGAACUCACCACCCUUACCAAGGUGCAAGGCGAAUACCUCGGAUUAGAACUUGAGGGUCCCUUCAAGAGCGACCUCUACCGAUACUAA
Messenger RNA from Daldinia childiae, 1350 nucleotides. Its product is annotated as Adenosylhomocysteinase. Gene Ontology annotation, molecular function: adenosylhomocysteinase activity. NCBI's taxonomy places the organism in Eukaryota, Fungi, Ascomycota, Sordariomycetes, Xylariales, Hypoxylaceae. The coding region runs from base 1 to 1350 and encodes 449 amino acids. The transcript is spliced from 3 exons. Gene Ontology annotation, cellular component: cytosol. Gene Ontology annotation, biological process: L-methionine cycle. The record is from RefSeq and is a predicted model, not a curated record.